AUGGGAGAUGACCCCCAUAAGAGCAAAGAGCUUGACGGAUGGAAGAGGUUGACGAUUUGGUUGAUAUUGGCAAUCAUACUUGUUGAUUCUAUACUACAUUCUGAUGAUCCAGCUCCUGAGGGAUCCCUUCUGUGGGAAAAUGACGAGCUUGAUACUCAUGUUAUGUACGUAGAAUCUCUUUUAAAAAAUGGUUUUGAAUUCGAUGAUAAUCAUUGGUUUGGUGGUCAAAAAAAGACCCAAAAAGACAACAAAAAAGUUGAAUCUGUUGACUUACAGCAAUCUAAGAGAAUGACAGGGAAAAAGUGUGUCCGUGAUGAGCGGAUUAACAACAACGAUGAUGAUGAUUUUAAGACAUCAAAGAUUGUGAAUGACGUACAUGGAGAAAAGAAUUAUGUGUAUGGAGAAGAUGGAGAAGGUGUAAGAUCUGAUCAAUGUCAGAGCAUUAUUGGUGAACUUAGACGUGGUUUGUUGCUUCAAAGACAGCACACAGAUAAUGUUGUUGAGGGAUUGAAAAGUUAUAUUGACAAAAAGAUAAGUGAAGCUUUGUCCAAGAUUAUGGAUUUGUUUGUAGAGUCGUCUCCUGUUAUACAUGACUCAACCCGUACGAAAAAGUCAAGGGUUAGCAAUAAGGAUGUCCAUGCUCCGAGUGUAAGAACAAGGACGUCAGGUCAUGCCGGACUUAAGUCUUCAACUCAGCAGAUGGCAGAUAAGAAUCUACCAACAUCCGGCCAGUUUGCUCCGAGUUUACCAAUUAAGCGUGUCUCUAAGAAAAUUUUGCCUUCUACCUCAGACACACACGUACAUAAGCCUAAUGUCAAUGUUUCUCAACCAAUGAUGGAUGUACAACACCUGACUGACAAUAGACAUCCCAUGGAGGCUACAAUGAAAGAGCCACGUUCACCCUCUCCUCACCCAGAUCUAACUGAUCUUCCCAUGCAUGAUGAUCAAAGUAUACCUUCUAAUACCAUUGAUGUGCGUGAUUCCUCUGCUCUUAAUGUACGUAUGGAUAUGGAAUCAGAUGAUGUAUGUGUUCCCUCUCCUUUCAAUGGACAUGCAUUAGAAAAGGGUAAGGAGGCUGAGACAGGAUAUGUUUCUACGGAUAUGGUGGGAAAUUUACGUACAUCAGCAGUGGACAAGGACGCGCAGUUAGAAGAAGACUCUAAGGAUAUGGAGGGAGGUGGUAUACGUGUUCACUCUCUUUUCAAUGGACGUACAUCAGAAGAAGGUAAGAAGGCUGAGAUAGGAGAUGUUUCUACGGAUAUGGUGGGAAGUAAUGUUCGUGUUUCCUCUCCUUCUAAUAUAGAAGAAGACUCUAAGGAGACGUCCCCUUCACGCAUUAUUGAUGAUGUUAUCCAAAACUUGAACCGCGGUGUUAUGCUUGGUGGAAAAGCAGUGACAGAUGUACAGGGUCCAGACAGUAUGAGGGAUGGUCCGGCAAGGGUUAGGGUUCCAACACUGAAGAUGCAGGAAUAUGUUGCCGUUGUACAGAAACCGAAGGCGGUUAUAGCUGGUAGCAUCCAAUACAAUCCUUUAAAUGGCAUUAACCAUGACCAUUUCUCUAAACUUAAUGAUCGCACUAUCACUAUUUUUGAUUCUCAUCGGUCUACAACCAGAGAGAACAUCGUCAAGAAUUUGAUGCAGCCUCUUUUGGUAAUGUUACCUUACCUUCUUAGUGAUGUGUUCAAGAGUAACAAGAAGCUUAACCUCUCACUCACACCAUACACCUAUGUCUGUCACACUAAUAUAGCGCAAAACGUAAAGGUUGGUGAUUGUAGUCCUAUGGCGAUGAAGCAUUUAGAAUUGAUGGCAUUGAACUCAUCUUUUGAACCACUUGCUAACUUGGAUGAAGCAUCUAUCGCAAACCUACGGAUGAAUUUUGCUUUUGAUGUGUUUGAGUUUGAGAUUCAUCAUAUUCCUCUUGCAACUGUCGUUUAA
Molecule: messenger RNA, 1935 nt
Organism: Arabis nemorensis
Lineage: Eukaryota; Viridiplantae; Streptophyta; Magnoliopsida; Brassicales; Brassicaceae
Source: the annotation of a GenBank genome assembly